This is a messenger RNA of Manduca sexta (tobacco hornworm), 5912 nucleotides long. RefSeq lists its product as uncharacterized. Bases 55 to 3933 code for a protein of 1292 amino acids. Gene Ontology annotation, cellular component: cell cortex. The transcript is spliced from 8 exons. Gene Ontology annotation, biological process: imaginal disc-derived wing hair organization. The record is from RefSeq and is a predicted model, not a curated record. NCBI's taxonomy places the organism in Eukaryota, Metazoa, Arthropoda, Insecta, Lepidoptera, Sphingidae.
UAAGAGACAUGAGGGAGGAGGGCGGGUGGAAGGACGCGGGCGGCGGGGGCUAGCAUGGCCGCAGCGCUGCUGCUGCUGGCGACGGUGGCGUCGGCGGCGUCGGUCACCCGGCUCGGGGAGCUCGCACGACGGGACACCGGAGACAUAUUCACACUCGUUGGUGGCGAAUGCAAUGCCGCGCAAUGCGCGGAGCACAGUGCUUGGAUGGGCGAAAGUAGCACUAGCGGCUGCGCGUGCGCAUGUCCGCAGCGCGCACCCCUCUUUAGAGAGGAUCGGGAGCUGUGCGUCGACGACUUACCAGAAUGCGCAUUAGCUACCUUCGGAACCGGCGCAGGCGUCCAGCGCAUCCCGUUCGUGUAUUUACCAUUGAAAGGCCAAAUCAUUCAUCCGUCCAAAGAGAUCACGUUUCAAAAUGUGAAAACUCCAAUUUGCGCUGUGUCUGGCGCACAAUUCCUCACACGUAAAGGAUUCCUUGAUUUAAGGAAUACUCUUGAUGCCGAUGUGCCGUUCAAUUUGUUUCGCGAUGAAGGCCGAACGUUUCUACAGUGGAGCGGCGAGGACGACGUGCGCGCGCGCAUGUCUGGGCGUGUGAUGGUGGUGCGUUUGCUAUGUCGUGACGUCUCUGCCCCUCCCUCUUCACCCUUAGACCUGCGAGGAGUGUUUACACCAUGCGUAGCGUUCAGGGUGCAGGGCACACCGCCGAUACCUUCAUCCAACGUAACAGAAGUCCAAUUCGCGUCAAACGCACACAGGUCGGAGACGGCAACCGCAUCAGGUCUCUCUGUGACGGAAUAUGUUGCCAUCGGGAUCAGCUCUCUACUGCUUGGCCUCAUCUACGUUGCAUCGGUCUUCCUCUUUCUACAUUUACGAAAACGUAGAAAGGCAACGUCGGAUGGAGGCAGUAGUAGGAAGUUACAAGGGCUGAAAAAAAGAGAUGGAUCUUUAAUAACUGAAAGGGAUAUAGUGCGCGUCAAUAACGAACGAUUACAAAUACUUCCGAACAAUAUGAGGCAAGACGAUGGAAUCAUUAAGAGUAACCCAUUACUGAAUAUUAGUAGACAGUAUCACGAGUCUAAAAGUUAUCCUAAUGAUUCUGGAAGCAAUUUGUCUGAUUCCGAAGACUUUGCUGACAGCAGCAUUCGUAGUGACGAAAAUUUAUAUAAUUGUCAAACGAUAUCGGCCAUAAUACAUCAACAUCGUGGCGAAAUGAAAAUGAAAAAUGAUAAUGCAGAGCUGUCUCAUCGUGAUGAGUCUGGUAUAGAACGCCUGCCCGACGAACAUGUCUCAAUAGUCGAGACGACGGAUGACCGAGAGAUUGCCAGACCGGUGGGCACUACACGUCGAAAAUUAUACUUCAAUCCUGCUUAUUUUGAACCUCAACUUAUGGCGGAGCCACCUGCUGCUGCACUAGAGUUCUUGGUAAAAAUAAGAGAAGUUAUAGCAAUUGCAAAACACAAGAUGGCUGCCAAACGAUUCCAACCAGUCCUAAACGAAAUUCCUGAAGAAGAAACUUUCUCCUCAAACGGAAAUAGCUUGGACCUUUAUCAACGUCUAGGAAGUCAAAGAAGCGAAAGUGUAGUAAGCCUUAAAAGAGAAAACAGUCGAAAAAAGAAUUGCGUAGGUUGUCCUGGUUGUCAAACGGAAACAACAAAUGACAUGCAGAGUUUAGUAAAGCAUAAUAUGCUAAGCUGCAUGAAUUGCAUGAAUAAUAAAGGUGAAAAACAGAAUAGUAUAAGAAAAUGGCUAGAAAACAUUCCAACCACAAAACAAGCCUAUAACGAAUACAUAAAAAAUGGAAACCAGAAUAACAUAGCUAAUGCUCUUCUACUCUUACCUGCAACUGAAAAUAGAAGGCAAAUAAGAAAACAUAAUAGUUUUUCAAGUCCUAACUCAAUGCCUUUAACAGAUGAUUUUAUGAUUGCAAAAAAAUCUGGAUCAAUGUCCGUAAGAUCGGAACCACUUGUUCGCAAUUAUAAUUUACCACUACCUGAAUUAGAUAAUAUAGAUUUUCAGCAUAAUAAUUAUAAUUAUUAUUGUCAAACUAUCGGGCAAAUUGAUGAUAUUAGCCCCAUAGGGCCAGGCGAAUACCGUUCAGACAGUUUGAGAUACGUAGAAAAUAAUCAACUGCGAAAUAAAUUAAUGAGUAAAAAAAAUUCAUUACCCGAUAUGGUUAAUGAGGCCAUAGCUCUUGAACAUUGUACUAAAUCUUUUAACCAAAGCAGUUCAGAUGAAGAAAGAUUUCUUAACAGCAAAAUUCCCACCUUAUCUAAUCAAAACCCAUACACACGAAUAAAUUCUGAAAGUCCUUCUGGUAAUGAUUAUGAAACUGAUAGUCUCGAAAGAAAUUCCAAUAAAAAAGGUAUAUCUACUCCUACUGAGUACACUGAAAUAUCAUCUUCCCAAGCUAGUCCAAGUCUAAGUAAUGCGUUGCCGCUCGAAGAAGAACUUACGAUGAGAAAUGCAGUGUAUAAAACUCAUUCUAGCAGUAAUAGUGCCACGCCUCCGCCACGAAAAAAUACUAAUUUAGAACUAAAUCACUAUGAGUCUAUAAGGAAAACAGAAAAUACCAGGCUCUCUCCAGAGGAACCAUCUAAACAAGGCACCGAUUAUAGUUUAGUAAGUGAAGUUUACGUUAAUAAUAAUUAUAACUUCGGUAGCACUCCUACGUCGCCCAGUGGAUCGGAAUGUUCACUGGGAAGUAGGAAAUUGAACACUAGUAAUAUUAACAACUUAGAAGAAAAACCAGGUUGUUUGACAAUCGAAGUGAAAGAUUCUCCAGAAAAUUACAUAAAAAUUCAUGAAUCCGACGGAUUCGAACCAGAUACUUUAGACAGGAAACAUCUGAAACACAAAGAACAUUUUGAAAAUAUUCAAUUUAGCAGAAAGGAUUUAAUAAAAAAUUUGAACGACAAUGACAGCCCACCACGCCAACGUAUACAAUUAAGAAGUAGUGGAACUUUUAAGAAGACUACCGACAAGGUGGAAUAUACGAAUAAAUUUCAUAGUUUGAGAAGCGAAUACGAGCAAAGAAAAAAUAUAUACGAUCGUCCAAAACUUUCACCAGCAGUGUUUAGUGGAUCAAAGAGCCUUGAAAACAACACGGACGAUACGUUAGACGAAACUUCAGAGUGGAAUACGGACGAAGGGAGAAUUUUAACGUUAGAAUUAAGACAUUCGAAAAGACAGCGUCAAUGCACACCACCCACGAUUAAGCAAGUUAAUAGUUUAGUAAGACCUGACAUUCUUCCACCGUUACCUCCCACUGAAGACGAUCCAAUUUAUGAACACCCACGAUUUCCUCCUAGAAGGGUUGAUGAUGACAGACUAAGUAUAGAACCACAUCAAAAAAAAGACAAUGGCAGAAGUCUCAGUCCGAGGACCUUUAUGAAGACUACUGUAGAUGAAACUAUUGUAUGUGACGAUUCAACAGUGACACCUGAGCCGUGUUAUGGAUCUUCCUGCAGUCCAAUAAGAGCUUCUGCCCAAUCGCAAUCCUCGGAAUAUGAAAAUGUGGAUCCUGUUAACUUUGCAAAGAAAACAGGAGACCUAUGCAGGAGUUUUAACAAGAGGCGGUCCGAUAGAGGUGGUGGCAGAAUAAAUACUGACACGUUUGUUAAGGGUAGUAAGAGCGAAGGCAAAUCAAGGUUCAGGCGAAAAAAGGGAUCGACCGUACAGGACUCUGGGUACUUGAGCAGUGACUCUACUAGUUCUAGACAAAUUCAAAGAAAGUUAGUCAUAGCAAAAAUUGUUAGUUGUAGUGAAAGUGACGAUACAGAGAACGAAGCGAGAAGUGAAUCCGGUGCCGAGAGUGUUGAAACGCAUUCGGUGUUUUUCGGUGCUUAUAGAAAAAUACAAAUGAGUGAUGGAACCUCAAAUGACAAUAGUUCAAGGAACAGUAGUAGAAAACUCAAGUGUGCUAGUGGAAACUCAUAGUGGUAUCCUACUUAAUUUUAUUAGUGUGUUCUUUUAUACUUACUAUAUUGUGCAAUAUUAUUACUGAAACUAAAUUUGUGCAAUAUGAUGUGCAAUAAAUAAGUAUGUUAUUUAAGUUAUUUUAUAAUUCUAAUAGUAGUAUAAUUUGUAGAUGGCAAAGAAUAUGCUCAAUAUAUAAUAGUUAUUAAGUUUAAUAUAAAUGGCCGGACGUGCAAUGCAAUCAUAGUUUAAGUUAUCCACAGAUUUGCAAUUAACAAAUACUGAUGUAUCUAAAUAUUCCAUAGGGUUAAAACGAAUCUUGUUUAUUAAUUAAGGCGUUUAUAUUUGCUCUUCCUAGUGUGAUUAUAAAGACGAUUUUAAAAAUCAAUUCGCAACAAUAUUUUUAAGAAUAUUUAUCUGUCGACUAGUGUUCAUAAUAUUGAUGUUUAUCGAUAAAUCUUUGUAAAUAUAAGUAAAUUAAUACAAAUAUUGCAAUUAAUUUAUAGUUAAAAUUUAUUUACGGUUAUUUUAAAUAAGCGAUCUGAAUCUCUUUUUACGAUCCAUAGCGAAAAUGGACCAAUCAGAACAAAGUUUAUUUUUUAUAUGUGCUUACAAAUUACUUAUCGUCGAGAUCGGAGAGUAGAUUGAGAUUGAGAUCGUUUACUGAAAACAGCCAUUAAUGUACAGAUAUAUUAGAUAAAAAUGUACAUAAUCAAAGAGUCAGGCGGCAACUAGCUUCCUAGUACCUGACAUAUAUUACUGGUGCUCCAGGGAGGAUCCACACGCUCAUUCUCUCAGUAUGUCUAAGAGCACGGCUUUGGGGCAUUAGAAGCUGGUUGGCAACAAACAAUCCUUUUUAAUAAAGUUGUUUACGCCGGUGUUAAUAAACUAUUUUGAAUUUUGAUAUCUCUGAACCGAUCUCGAAGUUCGACCAAUAGGAAUAACGUUCAAACGCGACGCUCACCUAAUAUUAUUGGUUAUUUUCGAGAUCGAUCUAGAGAUAGUUAUGAGGGUUGUUUGUUACCUAAAAAACAUAAAUUUUACAUUCAGAAUAAUAAAAGAAAAAAAUAUUGACUUGAAAUAAUUCAAUCCUUUAGAUGCACUUCUUUCUAAAAGAUUACGUAAUUAAGGCAUUGCAAACAGCACAUAUCAAUUCACUUACAUUACAAUUCUAUUAAUAAGUAAAUAUUGACAAAAUCGUGGGUCACCUUAGAACUUUAUUUAAUAAAAUCGGAUUGCUUGUUAUCAACCGACAGAGAUCUACUUUGGUUGUGGGCUUUCAGUGAUUUUAAGACUUCUAUACUAUGUAUACUAUUGUACCUAUGUAAUUUUAGCAAUAAUUAUUUAAGGCAUAGCCUUUACACAUUUAAUGUGUUUUAGAAAUGGAGCCUAUUUAGAUAUUAUGCAUAGAUAAUAUAAAAUGUUAUUUUAAAGUGUUAUUUAUUAUCACAUUAAAAAACAUGUUUUCCAUGAAUUUAUUUUUCACUUACAUACCUAUUUUUGUAAUAUAAUUCUCAUACUAAAAUGUAAUAUAAUUAUUGUAGUAAUUUUUUUUAUUCAAACUGUUCAGAAAUGGCUCCAAUAGCUGAUUAAAUGGUGCUAAGAAACCGCAGAAAGGUAAAUUCGGGUACUUUAUAGUUUAAAGGAAUCAAUCGAUUCUAAAGGUUAGAUAAUAUAAUGUAAACUUUGUAUUAAUUAGAAUACGUCUUUGAAUACUACAAUAAAUAAUGCUCAAAAUAAUAUAAAUUAAGAAAAUAUAAUGUACUUAUUAUAGGUUAUUUUAAUUCUAGAUUUUUUUCGUUAUGCCAUUCUUUACAGCCAGUAUUCAAUGGCCUUUGUAUAUUUUGUUCUUAAAUUAUUUUAUUACUUAAUUUAUACUAUUUUGUAUGGUUCGCGUGUUUUAAUAUAACGUGAAAUAUUUUAUAUUGUUCAGUUACUAAAACUUAAUUAGUAUUAGGAUAAUUUCAAUCUUGAGAAAUUUUAAUACUGUUAUAAUAAAA